AUGCUGCGCGAAAUCAGCAGACGCGUCGACUGGGUACUCGUCGGAGGUCGUUGGACUCGUGUUUCUAUUAUCGGAACGAGCCUUUCAAACGAUUGUUUGGAUCGAGAAAAUAAGGGUGAACUCGACAAUCGUGUAGUUAUCCUUAUGAUACCAGGGAAUCCUGGCAAUGAAGGUUUCUAUGCUGAUUUUGGUCAAAGAGUAGUGAAAUCUCUGUUGUCGAGAGAGGAACGUAUGGGUGAUCGAAAGCGACACUAUCUGUUCUACACAGUAUCGCAUCUAAAUCAUGUUGCACUACCACCUGAAUUGAAAAAUUCCGGAAAACAUAAGCACUAUGAUCGAUUCCAACUGGAUGCACAAGUACAACACAAACUCGACUUUGUCAGAGAACAUCUACCUAAAGCUCAGAAAGUGUACAUCGUUGGUCAUAGCAUAGGCUCAUACAUGAUGCUCAGAAUAUUGCCUUACAUCAAGGAUGACUUUAACAUCAAGAAAGCUAUUGGACUCUUCCCUACUGUGGAGAAAAUGGCCGACUCGCCGAACGGGCUGCGCUUGAGAAGAGUGCUAGCCACAUUGGAUGCUAACGAUUGGCUAGCAAAGGCUGUAUCGUUCUGGUUAGACUGUCUGCCAGUCGGUGUAAAAAAGUGGCUUGUCUCCUGGAAUCUUACCGGAGAAACUGUGCCUAAUGAUGUCAUUUUGUCGGCCGCCGAACUUCUACACAUGAAUGUUUUCAGAAAUAUUGUUCAUCUGUCUCAUGACGAACUCAUUAAGGUAUCCGAAUUCGACCAAUCGCUACUCAUUAAUAAAGAUCUCGUUUAUUUUUACUACGGAAAAGAAGAUGGAUGGUGUCCUGAGGAGCUCGGAUAUUCGAUGGAGACGCGCUUACCCCAGGGUCACGUUGUCCUAGACGAAGAUGGUUGUGAACAUGCAUUUGUGAUUCGGGAUGGUGCUGUGAUUGCGGAGAAACUGCUACGAUUCAUCAAAUAA
Molecule: messenger RNA, 984 nt
Organism: Necator americanus (New World hookworm)
Lineage: Eukaryota; Metazoa; Nematoda; Chromadorea; Rhabditida; Ancylostomatidae
Exons: 8
Coding region: 1-984 (327 amino acids)
Biological process (GO): lipid storage
Cellular component (GO): lipid droplet
Molecular function (GO): lipase activity
Source: RefSeq, a predicted model, not a curated record